GUUUCGGUGGCGGUUUCGCUCCUGGGCUGGGACUCGCGGGAACCGGAGAGGCACGGGGCGGCGGAGAGAGCCGCGCCGGGCGAACUUGGAGGCUGCCUCCCAGGGGCGAGGGGCCGCUUGGAGCCGCCCGUCAGCUCUUUCGGCGGAAACGCUUAAAGCCACCAGUGUCUAGGCGGCGCGGGCAACUUUUCGCUUUCCUGGGGGCCGGCGGGAGAUUGGCUUAUCUUGGGAGCUACGGGGCAUUGCUCAUCCUGAAGAUCAGGUGACCACCGACAUCAGCCAUGUCAUCCAGGCCUCUUGAAAGUCCACCUCCUUAUAGACCUGAUGAAUUCAAACCCAAUCAUUAUGCACCAAGCAAUGACGUAUAUGGUGGAGAGAUGCACAUUCGACCAAUGCUCUCUCAGCCAGCGUAUUCUUUCUACCCGGAAGAUGAAAUUCUCCACUUCUACAAAUGGACCUCUCCUCCAGGAGUGAUUCGGAUUCUGUCUAUGCUUAUUAUCGUGAUGUGCAUUGCCAUUUUUGCCUGUGUUGCCUCCACUCUUGCCUGGGACAGAGGCUAUGGAACCUUAAUAGGAGGUGGUAUUGGCUACCCUUAUGGAGGAAGUGGCUUUGGUAGCUACGGAAGUGGAUAUGGCUAUGGUUAUGGCUACGGUUAUGGCUAUGGAGGAGGCUAUACAGAUCCAAGAGCUGCAAAGGGAUUCCUACUGGCCAUGGCUGCCUUUUGUUUCAUGGCUGCAUUGGUGAUAUUUGUUACCAGCGUUGUAAGAUCUGAAAUAUCUAGAACAAGAAGAUAUUAUUUGACUGUGACAAUAGUGAGUGCUGUCCUGGCCAUUAUGGUGUUUAUUGCCACAAUUGUCUAUAUAAUUGGAGUCAACCCAACUGCCCAGGCAUCUGGGUCUCUCUACAGUUCACAAAUAUACGCCCUCUGCAACCAGUUUUAUACACCUGCAGCUGCUGGAAUCUAUGUGGAUCAAUAUUUAUAUCACUACUGUGUGGUGGAUCCCCAGGAGGCCAUUGCCAUUGUGCUGGGGUUUAUGGUUAUUGUGGCUUUUGCUUUAAUAAUUUUCUUUGCCGUGAAAACUCGAAGAAAGAUGGACCAGUAUGACAAGUCAAAUAUUUUGUGGGACAAGGAACGUAUUUAUGAUGAGCAGCCCCCCAAUGUGGAAGAGUGGGUUAAAAACGUUUCUGCAGGCACACAAGACAUGCCUCCUCCCCUUUCUGACUACGUGGAGAGAGUGGACAGCCCCGUGGCCUACUCUUCCAAUGGUAAAGUGAACGAGAAGCGACUGUAUCCAGAGUCUUCCUAUAAAUCAACACCGGUGCCUGAAGUGGCUCAGGAGCUGCCAGUGACUUCACCUGUGGAGGACUUCCGGCAGCCUCAUUACAGCAACAGUGGUAACUUGGAGACGCUUUCAAAAAGGGCUCCCUCGAAGGGCAGGGCAGGAAGGUCGAGGAGAUCAGAGCAAGACCACUAUGAAACAGACUACACGACGGGCGGCGAGUCCUGCGAUGAGCUGGAGGAGGACUGGAUCAGGGAAUAUCCACCUAUCACUUCAGAUCAACAAAGACAACUCUACAAGAGGAAUUUUGACACUGGCCUGCAGGAAUACAAGAGCUUACAGGCAGAGCUUGAUGAGAUCAAUAAAGAACUCUCUCGUCUGGAUAAAGAACUGGAUGACUAUAGAGAAGAGAGUGAAGAGUACAUGGCUGCUGCUGAUGAAUACAAUAGACUGAAACAAGUUAAGGGAUCUGCAGAUUACAAAAGUAAGAAGAAUUAUUGCAAGCAGUUGAAGAGCAAAUUGUCACACAUUAAGAAGAUGGUUGGAGAUUAUGAUCGACGGAAAACAUAGAUAGCAGAUGCCACAUUGUUAGGUUAAGAAGUAUCUGAGUGACAUCUCUGCAAUGUUAUCAGGAGUCAAAAUGACUUUGGACUCUAACCUGGGAGGCCAAAUCUUUGUGAUCAUUACAGAGUUUUGGUAGUUUUAAUAUCAUCAGUAUUGAAGCAUUUUAUAAAUAGCUUUUGAUAAUCAACUGGGCUGAACACUCCAAGUAAGGAUUUUAUGCUUUAAACAUUGGUUCUUGUAUUAAGAACUUUUGUUUGAGGUUUUUAAACCUCUAAGGAAGGUCCUGGAGUACACUGUGCUGUGAACUUUCACACCCUAGGCAAUCAGGUCUUAAUACCUAAGUACGCUCAUUGGGUCUUGUAGGGGAUAGUUUAAUUCUCCCAGAAUUCUCCCUUCAGAUAACUGUUACUUAUAAUCAUUUAUUUUCAGAUAAGGAAACUGGGGCCCUGCAAUAAAGUCUCUGAAGUGAAACUGCUUGUUGCCUAGCUUGCAGUUUUGGUUAAGUCUGUUUUAUGACUCCAUUGAUAAAGUCCCUGGCCUUUUCCUAUUUUAGCUACUACGGAUACUGAGUCCUACCAGCCUCCCUAUUGAUUUUUUUCUGUGUAUAAAUGCUUAAGAGCUUUUUAUUUCAUGUUAUCCUGGUAAUAAAGAUCAUGUAAAAGUAACAAAUGUGUGAAAUUUGAAGAUUGUAAAUAUAUGUUUACUUUUGAAAAAUCAAAGUUUAAACCUACUGGUUAGAAUUUUGUUGUGUAUUUUUAAAUGCUUUUUAUCUUUUAUGGUUUACAUGCUUUUUUUAAACCAACUAGCCUUUUCCAUUAUAUCAAAGUAUCCAAUUACAUUUAUAAUUCAAUUGUGACUUGAAUUGUAUCUUACAGGAAUUUUCAAGUUUUGUACAUAUUUUAUAAUUAUUAAAACUGGUGUUUUCUUUCCAUAAUGUACCUUUUUGAUGUCAUUAGUGCUGUUAAUAUUAAGCUAUGGAAAACUACACUCAGAAGUUGUAUCUGUUACUGUUUUAAACUAUUUUGGGUGCUGUGCUGGUUGGUAGCUUCCUAAAUCCUUUGGCUAACAGAAGGCUGAUUUGUCUGGAAAUGGAAUCCAAUAUCAUAAAACACCAAAUUAUUUCAAAUGGUGCCCUUAAAUCUCAGCAUUUUUUUUAACUCAGUUUUUUUCUGGUAAAGUAGAAUUAGCUGAUAAUACUGGAUAUAUAGCUAACCAAGUGGAUUGUGAUUAUCCCCUCAGUUUGGAACUCUCAUUUAAGUAUAUUGUUUUUAAUAUAUAAGUCUGAAUCAUUUUCCAAAGAUAAAAAUAAGGUUUCCAUUAUAACACUGAUACAGUUCUUCAAGUUGAAGAAAUUCUUAAUUUUCUAUGUGCUGCUCAUACUACAAAAGGUAAUAAAUAGUUUAUGUUUUUCAUAUCUUUUGAAUUCAUACCAAAUGGUAAGGACUCUAUCGAGCAACUUAAUUGAUUUUUUUUUUAA
Messenger RNA from Balaenoptera musculus (blue whale), 3321 nucleotides. It is a transcript of the gene OCLN, whose product is annotated as occludin. Gene Ontology annotation, cellular component: bicellular tight junction; cytoplasmic vesicle; apical plasma membrane. The transcript is spliced from 9 exons. Lineage: Eukaryota; Metazoa; Chordata; Mammalia; Artiodactyla; Balaenopteridae. The coding region runs from base 282 to 1850 and encodes 522 amino acids. The record is from RefSeq and is a predicted model, not a curated record. Gene Ontology annotation, biological process: bicellular tight junction assembly.